This is a messenger RNA of Grus americana (Whooping crane), 1432 nucleotides long. It is a transcript of the gene RHNO1, whose product is annotated as RAD9-HUS1-RAD1 interacting nuclear orphan 1. Lineage: Eukaryota; Metazoa; Chordata; Aves; Gruiformes; Gruidae. The transcript is spliced from 3 exons. The record is from RefSeq and is a predicted model, not a curated record. Gene Ontology annotation, biological process: recombinational repair; cellular response to ionizing radiation; DNA damage checkpoint signaling. Bases 429 to 1259 code for a protein of 276 amino acids. Gene Ontology annotation, cellular component: nucleus; chromosome.
GCGAGGGGCUGGGGUUGCUUGGGUUUGUGCUGGUUCUGCAUUGGUUUCGGUGGCCGUAUCGCCCCUUCUUAGGCUGUUUGAGGCGCGGGCCCUGCCCUGGGAGAGCCGCCCCCAUCCCAGCAGGGGCAGCCCCGGGAGCUUCCCUCAGCCGUGCCGUCUCGGGCUUGGAGCCCUGGCGUGUGCCCGAGCAUCGGCCGCUGGGCAGGUAGCUGCGCCGCCGGUCGCUGGCCUCGGGUGAUCCCCCGUGAAGAGCCACGGAGUUUCACCGUUUAGCAGGUGUUACGGCUAGGGGGGCUCGCAGGACUCCCUGAGGAGGCUGCGCGUUUGAUUUGAAAGCACUUUAACAUCUUCUUGGGGUGCUUUCCUCUUUCUCCAAUUGGCUCUAGCAAGCAUCAUGAGGUUUCUAAGUGGUUUUACCAUAUAUUUUGAUGCCUCCGAAGAAGAAAUGUACCCACAAGGCCAGGAAGGCAGAGCUGGUAUUCCUUGAGAGGCCGCGAGAGGGACCCGUCCAUUGCUAUGAAACACCGCUACCUUCGGCCAAGAAGCCAAGACGUGUUCUUACAAAACCUGUAGACCAGAACACCUCUGCCUGGGUAUGUCCACAAUUUGAAACAACUAAGUCAGUGGUGUUGAAACCAUGCCAGAAGAAGCACUGUGGACCUCACAAACCCCAGAAUCAGGAUGCCAACCACAGUUCGCUUCAUGCAGGAGGAGCUUGUCGAAGAGCUAUAGCCUGCAAAUUUCCUCCUUUAGCUUUUGAGAAUCCAGAAGGAUAUGCAGUCCACCCCUCAGAUCAUCCAAAUGGCUCGAGGAAGAACACACAGCACACUCACAACCAGCCCAAGAAAGGGACAGCAGCAAAAGCCAAUGUCCAGGUGAACAGUCUGCAGAACUGUAGAGAAAUACCUUUGUUACCUGUGGCCCAGCCUGUGGAGCCAGAAGUCUUUAGUCUACCAGAUGCAGAGACUCCACAGGUGCCUCCCAUAAGGAACUGGAGUUGCAGCAGCACUCUGCCACAAACAAGUAGCCAUGCCUGGCAUCCAGAGAAAGAGCUGGCAUUUGGUAUUGAUCCCUGUGAGAGAGGGGAGUCAGCAGCAGUACUGGUUACAGAUACUCCUGAGCAUGAGUAUGGAGUAAAGGUUACUUGGAGACAAAGGCCUCAUCUAAUGAAAUACCUGCUGGAGACAGGGAAGCUGAGUGCUGCUGACAUACUGGUGAAGGCGAACCCUGAGCUCUUUAGGCGACAGGAUGAUGUCUGACCUGGAGGAAGCAGUAAUCUUGUUAUGUGCAAAUACACGUCCAAACAGACAAUGUUACUUUGAAGGAUGAAGAGGGGAAAUGAUUUAAGCCAAGCCCUGUGCUACGGCUGGCCGAUCCUCCCGAAAAAUGCUGCAAAGGCGCCAGGGGUGUUUUCUUGGGGGUGGGCGUAUGC